Molecule: messenger RNA, 1535 nt
Organism: Ipomoea triloba (trilobed morning glory)
Lineage: Eukaryota; Viridiplantae; Streptophyta; Magnoliopsida; Solanales; Convolvulaceae
Product: UDP-glucosyltransferase 29-like
Exons: 1
Coding region: 63-1394 (443 amino acids)
Molecular function (GO): UDP-glycosyltransferase activity
Source: RefSeq, a predicted model, not a curated record
AAAACUAGUCAAAGAAACCAAUCAACCAAGAAAGAGAGAGAGAGGAGUUUAAGGUUUGAUCCAUGGGGAAAGAGAAACCUAGUAGUAGUUGCAAUGUUUUGAUGUUCCCAUGGCUAGCACAAGGCCAUUUCACGCCAUUUUUGGAGCUAGCCAAGAUCCUAUCUUCAAGAAACUUCAACGUCCACUUCUGUUCUUCUCCCAUCAUUCUUCAAUCCAUCGCAAAACUCAAUCUCUCCCCCUCCAUCCAUCUGGUGGAGCUCCGCCUGCCCUCCACGCCGGACCUCCCGCCCCACCACCACACCACCACCGCCCUGCCGCCGCGCUUCGCCGACGCGCUCCAAGAAGCGUUCCAAAACACGGAGUCAACGUUCUACGACGUCGUUUCCUCCGUAAAUCCCGACUUGCUCAUCUACGAUGGGUUCCAGCCCUGGGCGGCUUCUCUCAACAUCCCCGCCGUCCAUCUCUCCACCGCCGGCGCGGUGGCGAUGUCUAGCUUGGCGCACAACCGCGUAGACCGCGCCCGCGGGUCUAAGUUCCCGUUCCCGGAGAUUUAUUACCAUGAUCAUGAGAUAAGAAAGUUCAUAUCCAUGGCCAAAAAAAACCCUACAGGGGUAGACUUGGGAAGCUUAGGAUUCAAAUCCAUUGAACAAUCCCACAAAAUCAUGUUUAUCAAUAGUUGUAGAGAGAUGGAGGGGAAGUACGUUGACUAUCUCUCUCAUUUGACCAAGAAAGAAGUCAUGGCGAUCGGCCCGCUUAUCCGGCCGACCACCGACGAGGAAGACCAUGCAGAUAUAGUGCAGUGGUUACACGACAAAGGCGAGUCCUCGUGUGUACUGGCCUCGUUUGGGAGUGAAUACUCCAUGUCGAGUACAGACAUGGAGGAGAUAGCUUUUGGGUUAGAGAUAAGCGAGGUGAACUUCAUAUGGGUGGUGAAGUUCCCGGCCGGGGUGGACACGGCCGUGGAGGAAGCCGUGCCCGAAGGCUACCUCGAAAGGGUAAAAGGGAGAGGGAUAGUAGUGAAAGGAUGGGUUCCCCAGGCCAAGAUUCUGGCAGAUAGGAAAAUCUGCGGGUUCUUGAGUCAUUGCGGAUGGAACAGUCUUCUCGAGAGCUUGACAUUUGGGGUUCCAAUUAUAGCCCUACCAUUGCAUCUUGAUCAGCCCGGGAAUGCUAGGCUGGUGGAGGAGAUUGGCGUGGGAGUGGAGGCGCUGAAGGGGGAGAAUGGGGAGAUAAAGAGGGAGGAGGUGGCUAAAGCUCUAAGAAAAGUGGCUAUGGAGAAAAGUGGGGAGGAAAUGAAGCAAAAGGCUAGAGAAUUGAGUGUGAAGAUGAGAUUGAGUGGUGAGAAGAUGAUUGAUGAAGCAGUUGAUAAGUUGCUUCAACUUUGUAGAAAGAAUUAAUGAUGCAAAAUUCUUGCAUGCACAAUAGGAAUUGAUGAAUUACACGAUGAAAUGGUGGGUUAAACUGGUAUGUUCUAAUCAAUUUUAUAUUUAAUAAAUUUAUAUCCUCUUUAUGGGGAUAUUGUCAUUAUUAUUUAAUAA